Messenger RNA from Syngnathus acus (greater pipefish), 1916 nucleotides. Its product is annotated as 14-3-3 protein zeta-like. The record is from RefSeq and is a predicted model, not a curated record. Lineage: Eukaryota; Metazoa; Chordata; Actinopteri; Syngnathiformes; Syngnathidae. Gene Ontology annotation, cellular component: cytoplasm. The transcript has 6 exons. Gene Ontology annotation, biological process: signal transduction. The coding region runs from base 250 to 999 and encodes 249 amino acids.
AAAUAACCCGCCCUCCUUUAAUCACGUUCAGUUGGACUUUAGCUGCCGCGGCUUGUUCUUUGCCUUUCUGCCCAAUCCAUCGAAUCGGACCAAUUUGUGAAGCGAAUUCGGACCUCUGUAGCCUGUCACGCUGCGGUGGUAAUAACGCCACUCCUUGUUCCACUCCCAGUUCACAGUCCCCGACUCUCGCUCGCCCCGUCCGUGUUGUCUGAUCCAUCGCUCCCAAAUCAAUUAUACAAACAAAAAAAAAUGGAUAAAGAUGAUCUUAUCCAGAAGGCCAAGCUGGCAGAGCAGGCCGAGCGUUACGACGACAUGGCCGAGUGCAUGAAAGUGGUCACUGAGAAGGGCGAGGACCUGACGAACGAGGAGAGGAACCUGCUGUCCGUCGCCUACAAGAACGUGGUGGGGGCCCGGCGAUCCUCAUGGAGGGUGCUCUCCAGCAUCGAAGCCAAGUCCGAUACGAGCGAGAAGAAGCUGCAGCUGGUUAAGGAAUAUCGGGAGAAAGUGGAGAAGGAGCUGCAAGAGAUCUGCUCGAGCGUUUUGUCACUGCUGGAGAACUAUUUAAUUAAGAACUCCAAACAAGAGAGCAAAGUUUUUUACCUGAAGAUGAAGGGGGACUACUAUAGAUACCUCGCUGAAGUUGCCUCCGGAGAUGACAAGAAAAAGAUAAUCGAAAACUCGCAGCAGGCGUACCAGGAAGCGUUUGACAUCAGUAAGACGGACAUGGACCCCACACAUCCCAUCCGCUUGGGUCUGGCUCUUAACUUCUCCGUCUUCUACUAUGAGAUCCUCAACUCUCCAGAAAAAGCUUGUGAACUCGCUAAAAAGGCGUUCGACGAGGCCAUCGCCGAGCUUGACCAACUAAACGAGGAGUCCUACAAAGACAGCACCCUCAUCAUGCAGCUCCUCAGAGACAAUCUGACACUAUGGACAUCGGAUACCGCUGGGGAGGAGAACGACGCCGGAGAAAGAGGUGACUCCGGCGAAACUGAGAACUAGAAGAAAGUCCUUGACCUCCAAAAACGACAAAAGGAUUAAAAAAAACAAAACUUUUUACACAUCCGUCAUUCCUUAUUGCGCCAUUCUUCCAAUGAAACCCAUUGCUCCAAAAAAAGUAACCAUGAAAAAAGUAAAUUGGAGAGAAAAAAUGAAAUUAGGUUGACUUGUAAAAGUAAAUCCCUCCAUUCCUUUGGUUUGUGUGUGUGUCCUGGCCUUUCAGUAUGUGCAAUUUCAGCUGUAGAAAAGUAUUGAUAGCUUGACAUGGUAUUACGCUCUUUUCCUAAAGUUAGAGGCAGAACCCCUUAAAAUUCUUUGAGCAACAGGAAGUUUAUCCAAGGAAGAUUUAGUGUCCAGGUUAUAAUCAUAGUUUCCUUUUCCUGCUCUGUAUGAAAAAGAAAAAAAAUAAAGAAAUAAAAAUUGUGGUACGGUUACAGCGUCUGAAAUUCCACUUCGGAUAGUUUUCAUGUUGCAGGGAAUGCCAGUGUUCCACGCAUGCUGGCGGCAAAUACUUAGUAGUGCCCCGUCGGAUUAAUCCUCACUUUAUGAUGCCACUCUUUCACUGAAGCAUGUCUUGUUUGCGGGGAAUAGCGGGGGGCUUGACUCACUGACACGCCGGGACCUUUUCAAUGGGGGGAGAUGAAGAGAAUUCUGUCAUUGCAUGUCUCGAGAUAUUACACUGGAAUGGGAACAAAUGCUGUAACACACAAGCGCAAGUGUCAAGUUUAAUAUUUUUCAAUGCAGGUUUGUACACAUCCUAAAUGAGGGUGGUCUGUUUGUCUGUCCAGUGAUUGUCAUUAGAGAUUUGGACCACUAUUGUUUUGCUAUUCAUUCGAUUGUAGUCCCCUAAAGCCUUGUGGAAACCGUUUGAAUCCCUGUGUAACAGCUAUGUUAACAUGAAUAAAUCAUUUUAUAAACCA